GGGCCGAGCAUGGCGCAGCCCGCCGGGCCGCAGGCCCCGCACGCCGCCUUCUUCGGGCCCGUGGCGCGGGGCAACCCGGUGGUGGACAGCUUCGAGGCCGAGCUGCGCCGCGUCCUGAGCUCCCUGCGGCGGCUGCGAGGCGCGGGGGAGGCCAAGCACGACCUGCACCGACACGGAGCAAAUACUUUGUUUGACAUUUGGAUCAAAUAUAAGCCACGACUACCAGAAUGGUAUUAUAAUGAAAGACUUGUGAAAGUUGGUGAUACCCUUGCUCAGAUCAAAGAAUAUAAGCUGGCACUUCAACAGUGUUAUGAAAGAUACCUUCAGCAGUUUGUUUCUGUAAACCUUGAUGAUGUCAUGGAUGAUGUGCAGCGCUUUAAAUCUGCCUUUUUUCCAAAUGGUGUCAGAGACAAAAAUGCACCACUUGUGUUCCAUGCUUUGCAAGCAAGAAGUGUUUGCAUUUAUCAGAUGGUUUGCAGCAGAGACAGAAAUCUUCAGAAUCAAGAGUCCCUGCAGACUUGUCUCAGUGCCUUGACCUCAUUACGACUCACUAUGCAAGUGGCUCUACCUCAGGAGAAUUUGUGUUGGCUUAUCUACAAUGGUACUAUCCAUAUUUACACCAUAUGCAGGCAUUUGAUAGUCAUGGGUCAUUCUGCUAAGGUCCUGGAAUACUUACUGUGGGCCAGUAUAUGUAUGGAAUCAUCCAUUCCACUCUUAUCUGUGCAUUAUUUGACGUGGAGAGCCACCCUGUAUACAGCAGUUUCUCAAUGUUAUUUUGAUUGUCAAGCCAGCAUUCAUGGAGAGAUAUUUGCUCGCCGUGGUUUGAUUAAGAUUGAUGAACUGAAGCAGUUAGAAGAUAUCAGUUCUUCUCUGGAACGUGUGGAGACAGAAAAGAUUUUUAGAGAAGCCACUCUAAAGAUGUUAGUAAUGAUUUUCAAGAGAGCAGUAUAUGAAUCCAGAAAAAAUCCGAACAGCUUUCGACGUGAGUCAAAAGUUAACCCGAGAAAAGCAGUAAAUCUGUCAUGGCCUCGCACUGCUACUGAGCGGCUGCUGGUGGCCAUGUUUGAUGGUGCUGCAGCUCAGUUCCUCGCCAUCCUGGAAGCACUGUCUGAUCCUAGCAGGAAUUUAUUGCCCCCUCAUCCUCCUGUUCCUGAUGAAGUGCAGAUUCGUGAUGUCACUUCUGAGCUUUUUUCUGCAGGCCUAGAAAUCCUCUCAGGUGGAGCGAGCGAUGCCACCAAUCACUUUGGUAUAAUUAAUACAUCAUCUACUCUUCUGCAGUUGAUGCUAGCAGGAGAAGAAGGGGUGUCUGGAGAUGCUGCAGUGAAAUUUGUAAAAUUAGCUUUCAGCUAUGAAGAGUGGAACGUGUUUUAUUCUGCUUUUGAAUUUGUUGAUAAUUUUCUUGAGGCUCAAGAUGACCCAACAUGGAAGAAAGCUGACAUAGAACUCAAACUUCUUACAUUGAUGCAACCUAUAGUAUUCCCAGGAAAAUUUGAACGUAGUUUUUCUAUUACUGAUGGUGGUAAGAGCAAAGAAGGCAGCACACAUCAGGGUUCUGAAAAGACACAGACAAUUAGAAAGGAAUCCUUAAAACCUGGAAAUCCUUUUCGUGAUCUUAUGAUUUUGGCAACAACAGCAUUUUCCUAUGUCUCCACAUUUGAGCAGAAUGUCCAUCCUGACAAAGAAAUACUUGUUGAUGUAGUAAUGUGUUUGUGGCAGAAGUGUAAAAUGGAGCUUCAGGAAAUCCAAAAGUGUGGAAGUCACUGCUUAGAAUAUAUCCACAAACACCAAGCUUACCAAUGGGUUCAUGUACUCUGGAUAAUGAAUGAAAUAAUUGAGAGGAGCAACCUAGCAGACACUCAUGUAAUGUUUGCAGAGAUAACUUUAUGUCUAGCUGCAAUACUGGAAAAUGUAGCUGAUUCUACAAGUGAAUCUAAGGACCAAGAAGGAGGAAGUGCUUCUCUUUCACAAGAUGAAACCUGUGGUAUGCCUGAAAUACUGAUGAAAACGCCUACAGAACAAUUACAAAUUGCUUAUGAAGUUCUUGAAAAAGCAAUUAAUGGCAUGAACACAUCUCGGUUAACAACCCUUUUACCUGAUGGAAAGUCGAUAUUUGACAGCUGCUGUACAAAGGUGGACUCAAAUGAUCAGAAUUUGAAUUCUGUUUUGGGAAAUGGUGAUGAUAAAAGAGGAACAGAUAAUGGUUUUGUGACAGAUUUACACUUGGAGCUCAUUCAGGCCCAACAUCGAGUAGCUGUGAAACUUCUUAAAAUUAUACAAGGUCCUCAAGUUGUUGACAGAAGUCCUAAGUCUAGUAAAUCUCAGGAGAAGAAUACUGAACAUUUCCAAUAUUUAUCAGAGGAACUUAUAAAGAAAAAAAUUAAAAGGAAUAAGCUAUCCAGAGCAAUCUUCUUGAUGCAAAAGGCUGCACAGAAGUUCCCUGAAGACUUAACUACAACUUCCCAAAGGCAGCUACUGGAGGAAGCACUAGCUUUAAUUGAGCAAGUUGAAGCUGAACAAAGUGCAUUGUAUUGCAGUCUUAAAGAAUCUAUGAGAAGCAAGAAGAAAAGCAGGACUCCUCCUCCUCCUCUUUUACUUUCUAGAUCACAUUGUUCCAUGAUAUUUAAACCAGCCCCAUUUGAUUCAGAUAUUCAGGUUUCAUGGUACUGUAUUUUGGGCUGUGUAGCAGGAGGAAGUAAUACAAAAGUAAGGUUAAAUAAUAAUAAACUUCAAAAUUCAGGAGAACAGAUACUGGCAGAUGGGAAAACUCUCUUGGAAGUCCAAGGGUUAGAUGCCAAUGAAAAAUACAUAUUUGCUGUGGCAGCAUAUUCUGCAGAUGGAAAACUUAUUGGGGAUGCCGUUGGGCAAAUGACCAAGCCAAUCCUUGCCUAUCCACCCCUUUCUGCUACUACUGUUCGGGCAUAUCUAACUCAGGUAGCCUAUCAGACGGGCAACUUUAGAUUAGCCAGAGCAGCUUUUUCACCAAUGUGGGAUUACUUUGUUUCAGAUUCUUCUCCACGGCCUCCCAAUGCAGCUGUAAUUUCUGCAAGUAGCAAUUUGACUAUAUCUGGAAAAAGGUUACAUUUUGAAGCUGUAUCUCAGACUUCUCCUAUUACCUUGCAUCUCUUUUUGAGGAAUAUAUUUGCUGUUUCUGACAUUAAGGUCAUGGAAGGAGCACUCUUCUGUGAUUCCAUCUGUUCCAAUGAGAUAUUUUAUAAGGAGCAAGUGGCUAGAUUAGCAGAAUGUGAAAGAAUGACUGUGGCAAUUGAACUUAGCAACUGGUUGAACGAUCCAAGUUACGCUCUGCAGUCUGUUGUGCAAUGUUAUGGUCUCCUCGCCCCACUUAUUUAUCACAAGAUAUUUUCAGUGCCAGUAGUUCAGAUCCUCAUUAAAUGCUUGGCCGUUCUCCAAGAAAUUCCAAGUGCUACUUUGCAAAGGAGACAGGAAGGUUGUUAUGACAGUAUUCAGCAUAUGAUAGCUUGUGCUUCAUAUCAUACAGCAAAGGUACUACAUUCAUGGAAAGAGUAUGAACUUUCAGCAAUUAUCAUUAACUAUGGGAAAAAAUUGUUGAUCUCACCAGGAGUUUCACCUGGCCAGUCAGGAGAUGUGAAAACUGAAGAAACACGCACUGGCAAAGCAGUAAAAAGACGUUCCUCAAGGGCAUCCCAUUUAGCUGCAAUGGCAAAAGCAGCAGAAAAUCUAAAUUCUCUGGAAUCAAAUCUACUCAAACUGACAGAACCAGGUCCUGGAACACGGCUUACAGGAAAGGAAUCUCCUUUGUUACUCUACCCUGUAAUUUCAUGUUGGACAUCAGAGCUUGCUUAUCGAGAAGUGCUUAAAUUCAAAGCCCACGCACGUUUCCUUGAGUUCUUCGUUCAGCUUUUGCACAAAGUCCUGAAUGAAGAGAAGUUUCAGUGUGUUCUGGAGUGGGCAGAGAGUGUGGAAAAUACCUUGAAAAGGAGGAAUGAGAACUUCCUCGGUACUGAUGGAAUUUUAACACAAGCAAGAUCUCUUACUCUGGGAGAAAGCCCAAAUGCUGCAGGAGUUCAGAAAGGAAAGAAUACCCCACCUUCAGGGAAACCAAAGGCAUCACUUUCAAAGAAACCAACAAAAGAAGCUGUGCCUAAGAAAGGACCUCUCAGAGACUAUUUAAUGAAAAAUCCAGAUGUAAUGAAAUCUUCAGAAACACAAAACAAAGCCAAGGAUAAGUUGAAGAUGUUAGCUCAUCAAACCUUAGUGAUGCUGCUGAGUAAAUAUGUAACCCGAAGUCGCUUUUGUCAAAUGUGUCUUGAAGAGAUGCCCUGGAGGUCUCAGAUGAAUAUCUAUCUGGCAGUUGCACACUACCACCUAUUUAAAAAGAACCUGGAAGAGCAAUAUAACAUUGGAAUUAGUCGUUCACAGCAUCUGGACAGUUACAAUAUUUUGGAUCCUGAGAUAUUCUCAUUAAACAAUUCUGGCACUGUACUGGCAAGAGAAGCUGCAGAUGAUAACAUAGGAAAGCCAACUCCUUCUCUCCUUGAAAAGUCAGAAGAGACUGAAACCCAAACCUCUACAGGUAAAUCUCCUAAAACCAAAACUAAACCGAGUCGAACUUCUCGAAGUCGAACAGCAAAGACCGAAAAACAGGACCAGGUUCCAUCAAAUACCCUUUUACUGAAGCAUUUUACAAGCAUCUUCUUGCAUUUGAAAAGAGCAGUGGUUCUUGCUCACCGUGGUGGCCACUGGACAUUGCUUCAAAAUGCUUGUCGAGAUCUGUGGAGCUAUACUCAAGAAUUUCAAUUGAUUGCUAACCAGUCACAUUCCCAUACUGAUGUAUUUCCCAUCACCUGGGAUUUUCUUUGCCACACCAUCUGGUUGCCAUUUUAUUUUGCAUCAGACGUGAUCAUUGAUAUGAUAAUUGACCUACAAGCAAGCAGUUCUCUUAAGAUUGUGGAUCCUGAAGGAGAGUUUUGCAUUCCCAGUUGUUUAGGAGGUAUUGUGGAUGAGAAUGGUGGUUCUGGUCUUCAUCCUCAGCCUCCCAUGGAUGAUGUGAAUGUGGUUGACCUGAGAUGGAUUUGUAAUCUGGUUCUUAAAACAAUAGAAUUGUUAUAUCACAUGAAGAAGUGGGAAGCACUGGUGCACAUAGCUGUACAAUUUAACAUAUUUACACAUGAGAGGUUCACAGAACAAGUGAGUCCACUCCUGGUGUAUGCUCAGAGGCAGCUGCUGGAGAGGAUAGAGCAGUUCAGUGGCUCUGACAGCCAUGAAUCCCAUUUCACAAAAUAUCUGUCUGAUGAUGCACAAAAGAUGAGAUGCAGAAACUACAUAGGGUACAAAUUACAGCUGCCUGUUGCUCGUUCUGCCAGUGAAGGGGUUUUUCCUGGAUGCUUUUUCAAUCCUCCAGUGAAUAAUGAUUCUACAGAUCACAAUCAAGCAAAAGCCCUAGUUUGUGUGCCUCUUGAUGUGAAUGAUACACUGAAAUGUUUUAAAGAAACUCUAGAAAAAUCUAAAUAUGAAAGCAGAGCACUGAGACACAGCAGGAAACUACUUUCAUUAUUUCUUGCACACACACAAGAAAAUACUGGAAGAGCAAUCAGCAGUCAUAUCUCUUCAAGCAGAAAGCUGAAAUUUAGCGAUGUAGAUGAAGUGAUAUUUCUACCGACACCGUGUGAUCUUUCUCAAGAAAAAUAUAAUUUCUCCAGUAUGGUUGAGAGUAGACCAAUACCAAAGUCACAUCUUUCAGUAAUUAUAUCUUCCUAUGAACAAACAAUAGGAAUCCUUGAAAUGAGUAACCAGAGAGACCUCAAGGUACAGGCUCUACAUGAACUUGGAAAUCUUCACUUUUAUGCUGGAAAUAAAAGAGCUGCUUUUAAAUACUGGUGUCAAUCCCUUGAUGAAACACUCAACAUUGCUGAUGCUCUUAAUACCUGGCAAGAGUUAAGUUUUCCAAAAGAUGCUACGGACUGCUUUGCAGUUGGAAGAUCAACUGAUAUGAGUCAGAAAUUUCUUUCUCAGGCUGGAGCUUGGGGAUGUUUACAUGCAGCUGUCCUAGUGGCAAAGAUAGCUCAGUAUAUAACAACAUCAAAGAUAAGAUUAAGAACAAAAUACUGCUAUUUUUCUGCAAUACUCUUUAAGACUCUGUUUAGAGCUUCUCUUCCACAUCCAACAUCUGACUAUGACUUUGUACAAUAUGAAACAAAUAUUCUUAUUCCUGGUAUUGACCUGUUCUCUGAUCGCUACAGAGCUGAUAUCUCUACUGUAGUUGCCAGUCUGAAUUUCAUAAUGUUUGAACUACAUUGUGUGAAACAAAAUUUAAUAAUUUUACCUCUGUUCACAUUAUACCAAUAUAUUGUGUCUGAGAUUUGUAAGGACCCAGUUAAAUGUAUUGAAGGAAGAAUCUUCAAGAUUAAAGUACUUACAGAUAUAGGAUUUUUUAUGGACGCCUUUCAUGAGCUGUCUUUGCUUAUUUCGGGAGAGAGAAUUCCAUGGAAAAUACCAGCAGGAUACAAAUAUACUGAGCAAGUGCAGGCCUCACAGAAAUUUGAUACAUCAAAAUCUCUCAUGACUGAUACAAAUUUGCAGGUACUGGAAGAUGCAUUUAAUUGGAGUCUGUCUUUAACAGUGGUGCCACUGUGCAACCAACAAAUUAUGAAUAAAUUAACCUUAGCCAAAAUGCAUCUCAUCAUUAGUCUUUCUGCCACAAUAAAUAAUAUACCUGAAAAAGUUGAAAAGGUUUUAUAUUCUGUUGACAACAACAGCUUGCCAGAGCCAAGCAAAACUACAGCAUCAAAUGUAAAAGUUGAUGCUGAUCAGGAUUCAAGACAACAGGAACAAGGAGACAGGAUGGUGCAUCUUGUUGACUGUAAAGAUGAAUUAAAUAUGGCCAUGCUGAAGGGGAUUUUAUUGACAGAAGCUGAAGAAAGUCUUAGCUAUCUUGUACAGGACAUACAGAAAAAAUAUGAUGGGGACAUAUCUCGGUAUUCUGUGGAAGAUUUAGAGGCUCUUAUUGAGGCCAAACUUGAGCUUGCUUCUAUUUCUCACCAAAGGCAUCAAGCACCUCUCAGUGUUGCUUUGGCUUUCUCUGCAAUUCGACUUCUCCAAGAUGCAAAAGUGUUUUCCAUGGAUGUGGCACAUUUUCAAGAGGAAAAGGAUGAAAGGGGCUCCUCCACAGAAGGUGUUUCACUCCCUCCCCAUGUAACAGCACAAGGGCACGUGAAUGUACAUUUGUGGCUGAGGUGUCGAGCCAUGUUAGUGACUGCACUCAUGGCACAGAUACAUGGUGUUGGUCAUAAGAAAGGAAAUGAUGUGGCUGAGCGCAGAAGUGUGAUAAAAGAAGUAAUAUUAGAGGCAGAAGCCUUUGGUGAUAUUGAGACUCAGGCUGAAAUGAUGGUGCAAGCUGCUAUUCUUGACCUGCAAGAAAAACGUCCUGUGGCAGACAUUAAACUUCUUUUGCAGAAUAUCAUCAGUUUACUCCAAGAGGAUCCAUUUAUUUCCCUGCCAGCUUCUUUUACUCUUGUGAAAAGCAUGCUUCUGCUGGCAGACAUACUGCCACUGCAGGCAGCAGAGGACUCAGAACAUCGCUCUUCUGCAGUGGAACCAUUCAACUUGCUUGUUUUGGCACAUGAGCUUACCAUUAAAGCAAUUUUUGAUAGUGGUGAGCUCAUUGAACGGCAAGGAGAAGGCAGUACACUGACUUGCCUGGUCUUACCCUCGAAGAAUAUCUACCUGCCACAUAUUAACUUGCUAGCCCUAGUCAAAAUGAAAAUUGGACACACAUUAGCUGAAAAAGUAGCUUCCACAGCUGGAAGACAUCCUUUGCAAUGGCUACAUGCUCUCAGGCAUUUAGAAUCAGCAUUGAAUCUUUGCAGAGCAGCUGCAACAAAAAAAUUAGAUUUGGAAGCUGAACUUCUUUUUCAGAUAGGUAAGGUGCGACGCCAGAUAAGUGAAACAGGCAGUAACAAGUCAUCUCAAGCUGUUGAAACCCUGUUGGAAGCUAUUAAGCUCAGCCACCAAUAUGAACAAAAAUAUGAGUUAAUAAGACGGUCUUACCUUGAAAUAGCACUAUCAUAUUUCCAUUUUGCUGAAAAUAAUGAGGAUGAAUCAGAGACAGAUAAUUCGGUGCCUUCCAAAUUAAGUACCCCUUCUCAAGAUCGGGCUUCUGAGGAUGCUAUGAAAUCAGAAGUGUACAAAGCACAAGCCUGGAUUGCAAUAAGAGCAGCUACACAGGUCAGUGAAGCUAUGCUUGCUUCUCAGCUGUUAAUUGGAAUGAAGACUUUUAAAGAAGAGAACAUGAAGGAUGAAGUGCAACAAAAAAUCCCAGAAUUUGCUUCUAUGGAUCUUUUUUCUUCGUACAGAGAUUUCAUAUGUGAUGGAUACAACAUUGUCUCUGAAACUCCCGAAGUAUCUUCUGCUGAAAACAAAGAAAUCACAGAAGACUGUCAGAGUGAAUGCCAACGAACAGCAAGUCUUGUCACCAAGGCCAGCCAGAAGAAAAAUACAAUAACAUGGGUUCUCAUGAUUCGCUACCACAAUCUUUUGAAAAGAAUUUAUAACACAAAACUAUCUGGACCUGGAUCACUUUCUGAAAGAGAUGGACACUUGGGUUUGAUUUCUGACACAGGAAUUGUUCUACGCAUAGCAGAAAUGCAUUACUUCCUCGAAAAGAAUUUGUUUGAAUAUUCAUUUUGUUGUCCUGAGAAUUUUCCAGUAGAACUACAUGAUGUAGAAAUGCCACUCAGUAGUACAACUGAUUCUUCAGAGAUGUCUCUUGAUGUUUCUGAAAGUACAUCAGAAGUGUCACAAGUGAGAGCAGCUUCUUCAGUUUCUGUCUUUGCAGAAUAUGAGAAGACAGAGAGUAGGGCAACAGUUGCUGCAGAUAAAGAAAUUAACAUUCAGUGGUACAUUCCUUCCAUGGCAAAGCAAUCAAAUGAUACAGAAGCUAAGGUUUUGUUGCUUUAUGCUUAUAAUACAAGCCCUAUCAGGAUUAGCGACAUCAGUUCAACAUCUAUGUUUUCAGGCUACUUGUGGAUUCCAUUGGCUAGAAUUAUUUCUUUAAGGGAGAAAUUGUCUAAUCUGAAGGAGCAAAUUGAAAUAUCGAUGCAAGUUUCUAAGAGCUUGUCAACUUCAGGACGUACAAGUUUUCAAGAGCAAAAUGAAACUUUGAAAGUAAUUCCUUCAUAUACACCCAAGAGAAGUGAUGCAAAAGUGCAUCUUGAUGGUAAAAUAGAAGAAAUUGCUAAAAGGUGUUUAUCUGAAGUCAAAGCACUGCUGUCUGUUGUUCCAGCCCUGUCCUCGCCAUUAACUGAGAUCCCAUUUGAUGUUACUUUGCAAUCAAUAACAAAUUUGAGAGAUAUGUUUGAUCUUGCCAAUGGAUGUGUAAUAAGUGAUGGAAGUCUUUUCGACUGGAUCAUUUCUCUGCUUCACUAAAUGCUAUUCUGCAAUAACUUAAUCAGUUACUAGCUGAAUGCUACAGACUUAGACUUAAGUUCUUGUAUUGAUGUAACAACUUCAUUAAUCCCACCAGGAUUUGGCUCCUGUUAUGUUUUAUAAUUUUCACUUUUUAGGUUAUUUCCCAUUUUUAAAGCACUAGUAGUAUUUAAGAUAAAAAAUAGUUUUUUAGGAAUUUAAUAUUUUGUAAGUAGUGUCUUUGUAAGAGGAUUCUCUAGCUAUUCAAUAAUUUCUUAUUGUUUAGAAAAGCUGAAUAGGUUUGUAGCCUUCUAGUGUUCCUGCUAAUUAGAUAUUCCUUUUUCCCCUGAAGUUGUAUUCUCAUCGGCAAUUUUAAAAUUGUUUUUGCAGUUAUCAAAAGUUGGUAUUAUUUCUGAAGUUGAGAAUUUCUGGGGGGUCUAAAAUGAUCACUGAGUUUGUUCUUUUAUUCAUCUGUUUGGAAACUAGCAUUUCAGGUUGGUGAGGGUACAAGUGAUCACUCAGAUGUCUUCAUAAUUUCAAAGCAUUUUUUAAAAAACCAAAUAAACCCCCCAACAAAUAAACACCCCCCCCCCCAACAAGGCAGUACAAAGAAUAAAAUGGUACAAUAUUGAAUAUUUUUUUGUAUAGUUCUAAAAAGCUAAGGGCACCUUUCUGAAUGUUGCUGUAAAUAUUAUUUUAAAGUACUCAAGAAAUACAAAUGAGUCUUAAAAACAACCACAUGAGGCAAUAUGCUCGAGCAUAUUCUCCAUCUCAAAGGGUGGAGCAUCUGAAAUGCUCCAGUGACUGAGAUGGAGAAUUUGACAUGCACAAGUGAAUUAGCAGACCAGAGAGAGGCCAUGGCCCUUUGGUUUUGUUACAUCCCAAUGCCAAGCACUCCUUUGUUACUUGUAUUGAUUUGUUUGCAACAAACAGCCAAAAACCCCAGGACAUUUGGGCAGGAAUCCUGUGAGACUUUCCUAUGAGUAGUUAUGGUUUUGUAUUUCCAGGAAAAUUCAGCAUUAAUUUUUACCAUUCCUGGGCUCAUUUCCUGUGAAAAAUGCCAGUCCCUUUCACUUCACUUCCCUGUACUGUAGCCCAGUGAUAAAACAAUAAACUUUUUUGAGCUAUUAGGAAAUUGCAGAUUUACCUUGACUUGUGCUUUUCAGAAAAAUGCUACCUGGUUGAAUUUCUUUUAGGGAGGAAGAGGGAGAGAGAGGUAAGAUUCUGAAUAAUGUGUAUCCUAAAUGUGAUCAGUGCAGGAAGAAAGGGAAUAAAGUUCUUUCCUAUUUCUCUUUGCUCCUAUAAAAGAAAGAAGACUGGAUGUAUUUGUGUUAUGUGUAGCUGUUUAAAAGUUGUGCUGCUUUUUAUUUUGUGUACACUUUUCUGGAAUGCUGUAGGUAGUAGGAAAAUUAGAAGGAUAAUGAUACAAUGAUGAAAAGAACGGAACAAGUGAGUAAUUGAUGGGGCAGUUAUUUUUGCAAGACAGUUUUAAAACUGAGUUAGUAUGAUUAUUUAACUCGACUGCCUAACAGCCAGUUUGGAGGAGAAACUCCUUAGCAUUAUUCUUUCAUUAAAAGAAUUUAUUAUUCUGCAGUUGUUCAAAAAGUAGGAAAGAUAAAAAUUUACAUUACUCAUUUUUCUUUUACAAGGAACAAGUAGGAAACUGCAGCUUUUUAAAAACAAAAAAGGUGUUCUGUCUUUUGUUGUGCUUUGUACAAACUAAAAACUUACCCUUUUUUGUUUGGGGUCACCUUCAGAAUUGUCAUAGGACUUUUAUGCAGCUUAAUUAUUAUUUGUAAAGGAUGCUAUAGGCAUCAGGUGAAAAUGGAAGUGAAGUUCUAUUACAGACAAGGUGUUUUUUCAGUGCUGCCUGUCUGGACCUUGUUAUAUUUUCUGUACUUGAAAGAGAAAUAUUAAAUAAAAGCCUUCACCUAUUCAUUUAAAA
Haemorhous mexicanus (house finch) is the source of this 11326-nucleotide messenger RNA. It is a transcript of the gene CFAP54, whose product is annotated as cilia and flagella associated protein 54. The transcript has 69 exons. The coding region runs from base 10 to 9402 and encodes 3130 amino acids. The record is from RefSeq and is a predicted model, not a curated record. NCBI's taxonomy places the organism in Eukaryota, Metazoa, Chordata, Aves, Passeriformes, Fringillidae. Gene Ontology annotation, biological process: cilium assembly.